Daucus carota subsp. sativus is the source of this 1451-nucleotide messenger RNA. RefSeq names its product trihelix transcription factor ASIL2. Gene Ontology annotation, cellular component: nucleus. Gene Ontology annotation, molecular function: transcription cis-regulatory region binding. The coding region runs from base 418 to 1233 and encodes 271 amino acids. Lineage: Eukaryota; Viridiplantae; Streptophyta; Magnoliopsida; Apiales; Apiaceae. The transcript has 2 exons. The record is from RefSeq and is a predicted model, not a curated record.
AAUUACGUUCAUAUGUGUGUCGAAUUGAUUGUCCGUAAAACCAGACGAUCAAUUCGACAAUCAUAUCGUAUCGCCUCAUUAUAUACGUGGAAAACUAGAGGUGAAUAUAAAAUUUAAAGCACCGGAAACCCUAAUGAUAGGUUUAGACAGCGAGUACAGUACAGUCCAGUCCAUCCAAUCCCCAGUAGCCGGUUUGUUUUUCCGUCUUACUGGACCGAAUCCGGUUACCAAAAGUAAACAUGCAAGUCCUAAUGGACCGAUCCGGUUGCCAAAAUUACACACACGUCCAGCCCACUCCCGCGCGUGCCCACGCGCUCUCCUCCCGGCGAUACUCACCGUACCCCUUAUAUUCACCUCGAUUAUUCCUCCCAUCCCCAUCUAUCUCUCUCCUCCGAUUUCUCGAUUUCUCUCUCAACAAUGUCUGAAUUACCGGAAUCAUCGCCCUUCCCGUCCAAAUCACCGCCGUUCCGCGAGGACUGCUGGACGGAGGAGGCCACGGCGACGCUCGUCGACGCCUGGGGCCGCCGCUACAUUGAUCUGAACCGCGGAAAUCUCCGGCAGAAAGACUGGCAGGAGGUCGCCGAUGCGGUCAAUUCAAGGCACGGUCAUAGCAAGAAGACUUUGCGUACGGACGUGCAGUGUAAGAAUCGGAUUGAUACGCUUAAGAAGAAGUACAAGGUGGAGAAAGCUAGGGUUGUGGAUUCCGACGGCGCGGCGGCCAGCAAUUGGAUGUUCUUUGACAAGCUGGAUUUUCUGAUUGGGCCGAAGAUGUCGGAGACGAAGUCGCCGCCGACGGCGAUUCCGUUGCCGAUCCGGCGCGGGGAGAGGAUUGAGCCGCUGGCGGUGGCGCUGCCGCAGAAGAGAUCGGCGGCCUCAGUUGCGGAUGAUUCGUAUUUCAGGAGGAAUUACUCUGCUGUUGCUGCGGCUGCUGCGGCGGUUGAUGAAGACGAUGACGAGGAGCAGGAACAGGAGGUCAGUGAGGAGAUUGGUGGCAACGGGAGGGAGCAGGGACUACAGAUGCUGGCAAAAGCAAUUGACAGGUUUGCCAAUAUGUAUGAGCGAGUGGAGCGUGACAAACAGCUGCAGGUCAUAGAAUUCGAAAAGCAGCGUAUGCAGUUUGUGAAGGAUCUGGAGGUGCAGCGGAUGCAGCUGCUGAUGGACACUCAGGUCCACUUGGAAAAGAUGAAGCGCGCCAACCGCUCUGGCUCUGGAUCUGAUGACAUGUACCAGUAACGAAAUUGGAGAAGGCGGUGCUGGAUGUUAUCAGUUAAUGUUAUAAACUAAAUAUUCCUUUUAAUCUAGGUGGUUUCUGAAAUUGUGAGGUAGGAUUUACCCAAUUUCAACAAUUUAUGCACAUUGCACACCAUUAGAAGAGGAUUUUCUAUAAUGGUUUUCCUGUUUGUAGAAUUUUCAGUUUUUAUGAUUGGUAUAGAGAUUUUUAAGAGGUCAAA